GGUGCAUUUUAAUGCCGAUUUGCUCCUCUAGUUGUUAAUUUGUGUGGCAAACCUGAAGAGCAGGAUAAGAUGCAUUUGUUGACUUGUUAUUUUGCUAUCAGGAUAUUCUGUGUCACUUCCUGUGUUAUGUUUGUGACUUGUAAAUAUGUCGAAAACAAACAUCGAGCCACAACCCCUGUGCGCACACUUACACCUGCAUAGGAGGAUGAGGGGAGACACAAAGGCGAGGAAAGAUGCAGAAAGAUAGAGGGGAGGAAUCCUCUCCACUCCUCCCCGAGUUUAUUUUUAGCAUGAAUCACUUGGGGCCAGCCUCUCGCCUCAGCCCUGCAUGCAGAAACACAGCAGUGUGUGGUAUCGAACUUUCUUUCUGCUGCACGGAUAGGGAAAUCAUAACCCUACUUUCUACAGUGCCCCCUCUUUUUUUUCUUCCUCUCUUCACACUCCACUCUUCCCUAUUUCAUCAUAUUUUUAUCCACAUUCAGUGUUUCUCUUCAGGCUUAAGGUUAAAUCUUUUUCUUCCCCGGACGAAAAUGAAAACAGAAAAAUUAUGCAGCCUUCCCAUGCAUCUGUGUAUGAACACACCCUGAAUACCAAUGAGAAGGUGCAAACUUAAUAUAUCACAAUACCACCCAGUCACUCUCUCUAUUUGGAUCUUGGCUUGAUCACCUUGGGAGGUGCUUCCCAUUUUGACCCUGGGGUUUCCAGUCCAAACCAUGCCGACUACUUGGUAAUGGCUUUUCAUGUAUGCUUUUCCUGCCAGCCUCUUACAUUCAAUUCAGGGCCCUCUUUGCCUGGCCGCCAUUGCUCUAGAACUGUUCUUGUGCCGCCACAGUCCAUCAAUCCAUCUCUUGUUGAACUCACUCAUAAUGAUGGUCACAUCUUGUUCCGACCAGGAAGUACUCUUGUGUCUCUUUUCAUCUGUUUGUACCCCUUUUCUGGUUGACUUCUCUCUGUGACACCUUGAUCUAAGCCUCCAAACACCUUUGCGUUCCCUUUAUCACCUCAAGGAUCACUGUCAUUGGUCACUUUGCAUUCCUAUUGGCAAGGAUCUCUGGAGGUACUUCACAAAGUGCUAGUCAUUGUCAGGGUUGACAGGCACUCAUCUCUUUGUUCAACUCUUGGGUAGGUACCCAACCCCAGUUAACUGUUAUAUCUCCUCAAACUCUUAUCUUAGUUUGCUCAAAACUCUGGGGCUUGGUACCCAUUCUUAUCUCUCAGUUUGUUCAUUGUUCAACUCAGGGGCUUGGUACCCAACUCCAGGGAGGAGUCAAUGUUACUCCCCCAUCUGAUCUAGCGUCCUGGCUCCUCUUUGCUGUAGCAUCAAUGUGUUGUAUCUCCUCAAACUCUUGUCUUAGUUGGCUCAAAACUCGGGCUUGGUACCCAACGUCGGGGGGGAGUCAAUGUUUCCCCCCCUUCUGGUCUGGCGUCCUGGCUCCCCGUUGCUGUAGCAUCAAUGUGUUGUAUCUCCUCAAACUCUUAUCUUAGUUCGCUCAAAACUCUGGGGCUUGGUACCCAUUCUUAUCUCUCAGUUUGCUCUUUGUUCAACUCUGGGACUUGGUACCCAACAUAGGAGGGUCAUUGUUUCUCCCCCUUCUGAUCUGGCGUCCUUGCACCCCCUUGCCAUAGCAUCAAUGUGUUGUAUCUCAGAAAAUCUCAUGUCCUGAUAGCAGCUGACCUUGACUCAGACCUUGUUAACCCAGGCAACAUCUGAGCAGGUUAGGCUUUCAAUGGUAACGCACCCAUGUUUACGAGGUAGGCCACAGUCUUUGGGUCUUUGCUUACGGGUCCACACUGAAUUGUAGUUGUGCGGGAUUUGUACCUCAACCCCCCAGUUGGGUAAUGGAUGCUAUACCCACUGAGCUAUCCAGCUGCUUAUGUAUAUAGCUUGCUUUCCUACCUUAAAAACCUAUGCUUUUAUUUUGAAAUGGAAGCUACUUCUGUUAAGUAACAUAAUUGUAUAGAACUAAAAAUUAAAAGAAACUCCCUGAAGGUUAAAGAAAUAUAAGUGUGACCAAAGGUUGACUGGAAGGGCGUUUCCAUGAUUUCCAUGAUAAAGCAGUUGCACAUAGGUGCUUGGCAGACUUCCUGUAAGUGUGCACAUGGUUAGCUAGAGUUGGCCAGAGUGUGUAACAUUCAACACCUGUGUGGAAAGGCUGCAGAGCAGGUUUUUAUUCUUCAAGUAGAGUUUUCUUUCACGUCCCCAUGUAGUCUUUUAUAUACGCACAUGUAAACAAAGACCAGUAUGAGCUGGAUUUGAUAAAACGUUAAAUUGUUCUGUCUAUUAACACCUCCAUAAAUUUAUGAGUAUAAUAACAACAGCAGGUGAUAUGACAAUGUGAUCUUGGGCAGUGUGGGUGCUAACAGCUAACAUUAGAUAUUUGGUGAGUACAAAGCUGUGUAAAAAGUAACACCCACAAGCUGUUCAUCCAUAACUUACACACUUAAACUCUCACCAUACUUGGCCGACUGGUUCCAAGCCGGCUUAACUUCUUUACACCAACUUUUUUCUAUUCUUUGUCCAUCAUUUAAUGUAUGCCCUAAUGUAUGCACAACACGCUAGGUUUCAUCUGUUAGCAUCCAGGGUGGAGUUUUUGUUUAAGUAAAUAAACAGGUUAAACCCCGUGUCCUCGUUCUGAGUGUGGUAACAGGCAGCAAAUAAAAAUUGACAGCUGUUCAAAUGAGGGUAAACAAAAGAGGGAGGGACUGUGUCGACACCUGAGUGUCAUGCAGGCGGCUUCGACUAUAGACUUGUGGAGGAUUUUGAGGUGAGCAUGACGUAUGGUGUGUAUUUUUUUGUAGUGGCUUUUAAAAUAAAGAUCAAAUUUUUGAAUGAUCUGCCCGUAAAAUCGUGAAUCAGAGGUCUACAUCUGGAGAUGUCUUCUUCUCCACCUUCACUUCCUCUUUCCUUCCCUCCACUCCUCCUAUCUCCCUCAUUAGGAGCAGAGGGAAGAAACUCUGAGUAAAUGAAUCUGCUGCAGCUCUGCGGUUGUCAAAGCCGAGCCCAGCGAUAGCUAAUUGGCUCCCAAGAAAGCUUGUUGGAUGUCUGCGGGGACAGAGCUCCAACAUUGCAUCAGCCUAUCACACACACACGCACACACACAGAAACACAUCACACAAAUAAAAGGUCUCACUUUCCUGUCUCUACCAUCCUCCAUACUUGUCACAUCUUACAAGAGGAGCAGGAAAAAGAAGAUAAAACACCCUCCCGGCUCUGACUGUGUGUAGAUUGUGUUUACAGCUGCAUUAUGUAUAUCAGUCAAUUACUUUAUUGUAAAAGUUGUUUUUAUGGUAAGUGGACUGUUGGUGUUUGUUUCUCUGUUCAAUGCCAAGGUUUUGUUUUAAAGAAACAGCAAGAGCCGGCAUUAAAUAUUUAUUCAUUCAUUGAAUUCAGAACGAUACAUUUCACUCUACAAAGGCAGGCUGACAACAAACCUUUGCCUGAAGUUUGACUCCCUGAAGCCAAAUGAUGCCGAAUCUGCUUGAAUUUGAACCAUAUUGGCAGAUAAAAUUGUAUUUUAUCAUAUUUUGAAAACAAAUGUUGAAUCAAAAUGUUAGACGUCUGUUCUGUACAUGAGCAAAGUUUCAGAUUGUAAGGUUAACGUGAGCUGAUGUAAUCCUCUCAUGGGAUUACAUGGAUCUCUGAACGGCGUGUUCAAAAAAGUCACACGAGAAUUCAGCAGUUCGCUCAAAUCUUGACAUCAGUGAAUCUCCUUAAGAGGGAAAAUUUGUCAUUUUAUACAAAGAAACACAACUUUGUAGCAUGGCAGCAGUGGUGGAGGCUUCAAGAAUGCUGGGUUCUAGAACGCUGGGGGUGCUUUAAAGGGACAGUGCGUCACAGACAGCAGCUAAAAUGAGGGUCUUCAAAGACAGCAGUGUUAAAUAUGUUAAGAGUAGGGCCUGACGGAUAUGGAUUUUUUGGGGCCUAUGCCAAUACCGAUUAUUUGGGGGGGGGGUGUCCGAUUACCGAUUAAUCGGCCGACUUUUAAAUUUUUUUAUGAAGUUAUAUAUAUACUGUUGAUAUCUACAGUAUACUAUAUACUGUAGAUAUGCUGUAGGCUAUAUAUAAGAACGACUGAUCAAACUCGGACCAGAAAAGCAUUUUCAACUUUUAUUUUAUUUCUGAAAAUAUCGGCGAAAAUUGGCAUGUUUUUGCCGAUUUAAUCAGCUCGCCAAUAAAUCGGUCGGGCCCUAGUUAAGAGUAUGCAUGUGAAGCGUAGAUGGCUGAGUGGGUUAGUGCAAUCCACUUUGGGGACCACGGUCCCCGCAGCGGUUGUGGGUACGAGUCCGGCCCUGACCAUGUACUGCAUGUCCUUCCCUUUAUUUCCCCAUAUUUCCAACCUGUACUAUCAAAAAAAAGGCAAAAACUUAGAGAGAUGAUAUAAAGCCAAACAAAUAACCCACUGAGCAAUAGACGGCUUUUAGAUGUCUAGUUAUUUUUUAGACCUGAUUUCAACCGUCUAGAUUUUGUAUAUCUGUAGACAGAAUUUAGACGUUGCACUUUAACCCACUAUUCGAUAUUCUAUAAGUAUUUAUUUCAAAAAGCAACUGUGAGUUGCAUAACUGAUCUCCAAGUACUAAACCAAAAUAAUUAUGAUAACCGUUGAGCAAUAUACUGGUAAACCUCUAUUAGCUGGCUAGUCUAAACUCGGUCUAAAUUUAGACGUCUAGAAAACUGUCAUUUUUAGACCUGUGGUAGCCUGAUUUUGGCUCAGUGGGAAGUUUAAUAACUGCCUUUUUUUUACAUAUAUAACUUAGGAAGUUUAAUGACUGCCUUUUUUUUUUUUUUUACAUUUACCAUAACAAAAAAUUCUGGAAACAUGUCUAGGACAAAAUCAACAAAAAGAGGUAAGAGGAGCCUCAUCAUACAAAAAGAAUGAAAACAUCUCAUUCAUCAUAAUUUCAUAUCCAUAAAUUAACACGCAGCUCUAGCAAGAAGACUCGUUUAGCCUACCAUGAAAACUCGAAGAAAGAGCAUGUACUCAGAUUUUACAUCCCUACUAGGCCUGUAAACAUAAUCUGCACCUGCCGUCACAGCAGAUUUUCACACCAGUCUCUGACAUGCUGCAGGAGUCUUACGCAUGUUCGAGUCACACUAAUGUUUUACAGGGUAUGUUGCCCAGCAGCUAUCGCUCUGUCAACAUAUAGCGCUGACAGGGAACAGCAGCAGGUGAUAAUGAUUAGACUGGCACCCUGCAGGCCUCUCACCGGGCAGGAAAAGCUUCACAUGAUGCACUUCCUAAAACAACGGAGCAACCCUUGAGAGUUAGUCCACUCUGGCAACUUUACUCGCACAAUCACACCCUCUUAAUGCUGCAACAUUUCCAGUCACGGCCUCUGCAUCCUGCAUCCUGCAUCCACCUGCAGGCUCUGGUUUGGGAGUUCACACUAUUAUCUCAUCACUCCUGAAAUGACUCCACAUUUAAUCAACCUGCGAGGAGUGAUAAGAUACAAAUUAAAGUUUUAGCCGAUAUAAUUUGAGCGAUUGAAAUUAAUUUGCUGAUAGUUAGACACAUUAGCUUAUUGCUUUAAUAUGUUUCACCUGGUGUGGCUUACUUUAUGACGCUGAAGCCCAUUAUAAAAACAGACAUGUCACUGGACUGUUACAACACAGAGCUGGCACACAUACAAGAGGACAGAGUGGAGUCCUCACAGCUGGUCGAUAACAGGACACUCACACAGUCAAGACAAAAAAUAUGUACUGCGGACAUGCUUUACAUUUGUACAUGUUGUACUUUAUAUAUAUUUAUACGAUUGGUGUGAGUUUUGCAUGAUGUUUGAUGAGGUUCCUGAGUGUUUGAUGAGCAAACACGCAGCUACUGCCAUUGACUGUUUGCAAAUGAUCCAUCAUUGCCAAAGAAAAGUAGAGAAGUGCAGUUUAAAGCUCCUCUGUGAAAUACAUUGAAUUUUAUAUGGAUACCUUUUUAGUACAUUCAAUAGCCAAGAAGAUGAUAAGCAACAAGGUUGAUGACUUCUUUGUUGUAAUUUUUGACCCCUAAAACAGGCAUGAAGGACCAAGUGGGAUUUCUUUUUAUUGAGUAAUGCCUGCUUUGUCCACAGGGGGCGCCAAAAUUAACAGAAUCUAAAAGCUAUUCACUGGAGCUUUAAGCAAACUGAUACAGCAUGAAAAAAGUAUCAUAUAAUGAGGUGACGUGCAAAAAAGGCUUUAAAGUUGUCAAAAAAUUUAGGGAAUUAGGCGUUAUCUAUGUUAAAAAGGGUUGAGGUUUAAAAUCAACACAGGAUGGCCAUGAUCUUUGUGCCCUGCUUCAUAAACAGACAUGACUGUAGUGGAAGUCACUGCUUAUGAUUCCUAAAUCACCUCCAAAAACCAUCAAAAUCUGUUUUAUUCACGUUUUACGCAGCAUCCUGACUGUUUUGGAUGUAAAGUGCAUCCAGACAUUAUCCUCCUUUUUGCUUUUUAAUCAGAAAAGUGCGAGCGACUGGAUUGUUCGCUGUUCUGUACAUUCACGUGUCUCAGAGUUGAUGAAUUCUUCAUUGUAAUUUUAACCCCUACAUCAGGCAUGAGGGGGAUCAAAUAAUGAGGUGACUUAUUAUGUAAAAAGGCUAUAAAGUCGUCAAAAGAUUUAGGGAAUUAAGCGUUAUUUGUGUUAAAAAGGGUUGAGGUUUAAAAUCAGCACAGGAUGGCCAUGAUCUUUGUGCCCUGCAUCAUAAACAGACAUGACUCUGUUGUGGAAGUCACUGCUCCAAAAACCAUCAAAAUCUGUUUUAUUCACAUUUUACGCAGCAUCCUGACUGUUUUGGUUGUAAAGUGCAUCCAGACAUUAUCCUCCUUUUUGCUUUUUAAGCAGAAAAGUGCGAGCGACUGGAUUGUUCGCUGUUCUGUACAUUCACGUGUCUCAGGGUGGAAUGUACUGUAUAGCUUUAGUGACUUAACAUACACAGACGGCUAUGAAGGAAACUGUAUGACAGGCCUGUCCUGUCUGCUUCUCCAACAGGGUUUCCUUAUCAGACCAGGAAGUGGGCAACAUGUUUGAAAAGCACAGGCUGAGCUCAGGAAGAGGCUCUGAUUUGUAGAACAAAAUGUUUCCCUUCUGACAGGGUGCAGAGGGUCAACUUGUGCAGAGCAGCAACAGUUUCAAUUCUAACUGUCUGGGUCUGCGUUUACUGAAAACCCACCAGCUACUUCCAUUCAUCUCCUCCCGUGCUCGUUUAGCAUUCGAUUUGCAUGCGAGGCCAUGUUUCAUUUAUGAGAGGAGUAGGCGAGAUGUGACGGGCAAAGAGGGAGGGCCGCUGCAGACCUACAGAGAUGUGAUCAAAAUGGCUAAUGAAAAUAUUAGCAUAAAAAGAUACUCAGAGGAAAGAGGGAAAAAGAAACGACCUGUUUACACAUUUUAUGCAAACAAAUAAUUACUCCAAAAGAAAAAAUCUUAGAAAUGGAGUUCAGACGAACAAAAACAAGCUGGUAGAGACGGGAGAUGUCUUCAUUGUAACAGGAAACCCUCAUAUCUCUGCUCAUCUGCAAACCACACUUGAAAGUGAUCAGCUCCACUGCAGCAAAGCUCGUUCUCUUUACUUAUGCAUCUGUCAAGCGUUAAUCUGCAUUCACCGCAGAGGGAGGAGAAGCAUCAGUUAACACUAAGACUUAAAAAAAAAUCUGCCUUUUUCAUCCAAGGUGAAAUGAUUUGCAAUUUUUAACUUUUAUUUUAAAUCAGAACCACAGACAGACGCCUUUAACUUCCAGCAGUGACAGGUCCUCAAACUUGUCUCACCUCUUAAAAAGAGAAAACGUCGGUGACAGAUGAAAGAUUCGAGGUUUGAUAACCCGAACUUGACAGCUCAAAAUCUUCCAUGUUGCUUUCUCGACUGCGCUGUCAAAACAGCGAGCUGACAUCAAGUGCUUGUCCUUCGUGUUGUCAGGAGCUGUGGUUUAAUCAAGCUGUUGGGUGCCACGGUAAUUAACAAACCUGUCCUCCAACUUGAAGGCCAAACAGCAAGCGGCAGUAUCUCUCAAACACAAACCACAGAUAAACAAAACAUCGCUCCCUGUGAGUCAGAGAAUCCAUCCAUAAAAAAUAAAAAAAGAAAGAAGGAGGGGUACUCACUGAAAGCAACGAUGGCCAGGACCAUGGUGAUGGCGAUGGAAAACCAGGACACCCAUAGAGCUUUCUUGCGGUAACUUUGUGCUUCGUGAGGUUUCAGGCGCAUGCUGCUUUCCAAAAGACCUGCAGGCGACACGGGACACAGUGAAGUGAGUCAGAGGAAGAAUAGAGAGGAUCAUAUGGGGUCUUUUAACAAAAGAAACUCAAAGAUCUCCCGUCUAUAUUUGUCCACCCUUUAUGCACCUGGCCUCACUUGCCUUUUACCCUCGUACAUACAUCCAUGGAGUUAGGGGAAUUGUAAUCUCCCCGCAGCAGGCUUUGGCGUUCCACGUUCGCUUGUGGAAGGGCAGGAAGUUCUCAGAAUGGACCCAUACUGUCAAAAUUAACUAAUGCAUGCGCAUAAUUAACUGUUUUGUGGCUAAACAAGGAAAGACAUCCCUAGAUCUCCAGUCUUUAUUUGUCCACCCUUUAUGUACCUGGCCUCACUUGCCUUUCUUUUGUAUAUACAUCCAUGGAGUUAGGGGAAUUGUAAUCUCCCUUCCAUAAGCUAUGGCGUUCCACAUACGCUUGUGGAAGGGCAGGAAGUCCUCAGAACGGAUUCAUACUGCCAGAAUGAACCGAUACAUGCACAUAAUUAACUGUUUUUGUGGCUGAACAAGUAAAGACAUCUCUAGAUAACGAUGUUUCGCAUAUUGAUCACCGUUAACUGGGGUGUGAAUAUUUUUGGUUGUUUAGAUGAGUGGAGAAAGAGUGCAUGAACAUUCAUCUAACUGGUGAUAUGUCGUCGUCGUUUUCUUCCGCUUCAUCCGGGUCCGGGUCGCGGGGGCAGCAGCUUCAGGAGGGAAGCUCAGACGGCCCUCACCUCAGCCACUUCCACCAGCUCCUACUGGGGGGAUUCCCAGGCGCACCCAGGCCAGGCGAGAGAUAUAAUCCCUCCACCUGGUCCUAGGCCGGCCACGAGGUCUCCACCCGGUGGGACAUGUCUAGAACACCUUUAACGGGAGGCAUCCAGAAGGCAUCCUAACCAGAUGCCCGAGCCACCUCAGCUGACUCCUCUCGACGUGGAAGAGCAGCGGUUCUACUCUGAGUGAGCACCUCCCGAGUGUCCUGCGAAGGAAACCCAUUUUGGUCGCUUGUAUCCACAAUCUUGUUUUUUCAGUCAUCACCCAAAGUUCAUGGCCAUAGGUGAGGAUCGGCACGUUGAUCGACUGGUAAAUCGAGAGUCUCACCUUACAGCUCAGCUCUGGUGAUAUGGCUGAGUUGUUAUAGAUUACAGUAUGAAGUUUGCAUUUUUACAGAUUGGCACGAAUUGGCUCUGAUAAACAGCUCACAUCUGAUGGGUGACGGGUCCAAAAAACUGUCCUACACCUCGAGUGGUUACAUGGGUGAAGGGGUGGUUUUAAUCUUUUACUUAACACAAAAUCUAAGUCUUGAAAAGCCACUUCAUUACUCACUUCUGAUCUCAUCUCAUUCUGUGGUUUUCAUUUGGACAGAAGCUCAUUUCCUUUUUUGCGAAAGGAGGGAAAGAUAUGAAAAAAAGCUUUUGAAAUAUUUAUGAGGCACUCGAAAUUAAAGCAUCUUUGGUAGAGAAACUUUCUGAUUUUUUUUUAAGCCUUUUGGAAGUGAACUCGCAGAGGCUGAGUGUUCUUGAGUUAUCACAUCAGAGCAACACUGUUUCUGUCUGCUGCUGCCUUGUUUAGUCUGUGAAACCGGUUUCAAGUCUGAAACACACAAAACUAAGAUUUCACAGCUCUGAAACUUUCCAGGAAAGGAAAAGUCUUUGAAAAAUUGAUGUAUUUCAUGACUCUGAUGAAUCAAACAACCUUGCUGCAGAAAUAAAGCCCAAAUCACAUCACUGUGCCUACAUCUGAGGCUGAGAGAUAACAUAAAAGUACAGGAGCGAAAAAAUAAGUUUUAACAUACUUGACAGUGAGAGGGAAACUCUUGUUUGACUGGCUGACAGGAGGUUUUUUCUUCCUCACAGGCAGGAGGUUCAUUUAUUCACAAUAAUCACAGCAGAGAUUGAAGCUGUAUGCUGAUAUAUUCAGGACUUCAUGUCCUAAUGGCGUUGUUUAUAAUAUUGACCUUAGCAUUCUUAAACGCUGUGCAACGUGAAACAUUAAAAUGACAACGUUUUUAGAGGUGAAUGAAUAUAAACGGAGCCACAGACUCAGGAUAACAAUAUUAAGCAGUAGUCUCCAUGGUAUUACGCACAGUGCGCGCCUUGGCGACGCAGCACCCUCAACUUUCCCCAUAUUCCCCUGCGCCUACCUCCGUCCUCCAGGCUGUCUGUUAUCUUCAUCUCCUGGUCCAUCUUCAAACCCUCUCCCUCACUCUCUGUAUUGGGCUGCUGCUGCUGCUGGUGGUGGUGGUCCUGAUCGCACUGCCCGUUCGCCACCUUGGGGUCCACUCCUGUUACCGGGUCCGGGACAGCGGUGGGGUCUGGCGGUAUGGAGUCCGUCAUUUUCGCGGCGGGUUGCGGUUCAAGUGAGGAACUCCAAAAAUGUCACACCUGGCCGAGAAGUGCGGUCUUUCAACUGGGGAGGGACCCACACACACGAGGGGGAGGGAGGAGGGCUCCUCUCCGUGCAGGGCUGCAGGUCCAGAUGCGCCAAAUCGCAGACACAGUCAGGUGGAUUCGUGCCGGAAAUAAGGGGAUGUGGACUUCAAAACAAACGCCCAAUCGAGAUUGACUGUCUUAUCUUUAUAUUAUAAUAGAGUACAACUUAAAUUUGACUGAAAUAGCCUAUAGAUUCAUCCAAAACUGCGCUGUUGCAUGAGGAAAUAACCUUUUUUUACGCAGUGGCACAUCUUUAAAAAUGCCAAAUCCAAGCAGUUAUUCAGAAGACUGCGUUAAUCUCCUCUCAAAGCAAUAAAACAUCGUCUUACAUGGAGUUACCAUCUGCCAAAUUCAACAGAAAUCCUAUCACAUCCACUAAUUCACCAUAAAGUGUGGUUUCGGUCUGCUGGUAAUGGUUAAAUAUAGUCUUAAAUGUCUGUAACCACUUGUUAAACGUUUUCAGGUUGAAUUGUUUUAAUAAAAUUGAAACACGAGUGAGGUAUUUAUUCUGGAGGGAGGGACCGGUAACAGCAGUGUAGGUCUACAUGCAGACAAACCUGAUACAUGAGUCUGAGCAAGCAAACGAGAAACCACACAACAGGUCCCACUUCGCGGCGUUGUGUAAUCCCGUCACCUGGACUCUAAUGAGGGAUCCUGGAGGAGUUCACGAGUGUAAAGAGUUUGUAUGAGAUAGCCUGACUCUGUCAUUCAUAGUGGUUUGUGGAUGUAUGCACAUUUGCAUCCUUAUUAUUACACUGUUUUAUACUUUGUUGACACAUUAUUGCACCCGUGAUUAAAUUGAAUAUCUUGUUAUCUAACUGGGGCUGUAUUAAUACAAAAAUCACAGGUUUGUGUCGCAAAACCUACAACUAACAAUGAUUUAUCUUAAUCAAGAAAUAAGCUUUGGGUGUCAGGGACGCCUCACUGCAGAGCAACUCUAUAGUUUUGAUGUUUGUCUUUGCUUCCACCUAGUGGUAGAAAAGGAGAACUGCAGUGCUCAAGUGGCACCAAUCAAUCAAUCAGUCUUUAUUUAGAAUAGAAUAGAAUAGAAUAUUCCUUUAUUGAUCCCCCAUGGGGGAAAUUUUUUGUCACAGCAGCAUCACAGACAAAGUGCAAAAAUGCAGCUAUAAAAAUAAAGAUCGUAAUAUUAAGAGCUUAAAUAAAUGUUCUGAUUAAGAAAAAAUUUAGAAAAGGAAAAAAGGAGAAGAAAAUAAAACUAUAUACAAUAUACACAAUUUAAAUGCCAGAAAAAAAGUGGUGGUGUGAGUCCAGUUUUAUUACAGUCCGUUGUAAAGUCAUAUUGCAGAGGGGAGGAAUGACCUGCAGUAGUGCUCCAUCUUGCAAGGUGGGAGUCUCAGUCUGCUGCUGAAGGAGCUGCUUAAAGCCCCCACAGUCUGGUGCAGUGGGUGAGAGGCAUUGUCCAUGAUGGAUACAAGCUUUGUUAACAUCCUCCUCUCACCCACCUCCUCCAGGGAGUCCAAAGAACAGUCCAGGACAGACCUGGCCCUCCUGACCAGUCUAUUCAGUCUCUUCCUGUCCCUCUCGGUGCUCCCUGCCCCCUAGGAGACAUUGUAGGGGGUCAUUGUUAUCCCCACUCUCUUGCCACUCCAAUAGCUACGCUGUUACAUUCAUGUUACGUUACCCACGAUACUCGCUAUAUAGACUGUGUAUAAGCUUUAAACGUUACACUUCAAGUUAGUGGAAGAGGGUCGAUGACUCAUAACAAGUCGAAAAUAAUGCUGUGUGUUAUUGUGCUCACAUAGUGCGAGUAGAAUCAUUCAGCGGUGUAUCAGCAGGGGGAAACACUGCUGAUACGUGUGACUCCGAGGUAGAACUAUGUGAGAUAAAAACUGAUUUCAUGAUCAAUUGCAUGUAGGGGAAACCCUGUGUAUAUAUAUAUCGUAAUAAACUUUUUCCCAUAUCGCACAGCCCUAGCUGCAAUAUCUCUAAAUGCUGUUGGUUAUAAUACGAUAGUAAGUUUGAGGGAAACGUGUUUUUGCAUAAAUUUUACUAAAACUAAUUAUUAAAAGUAGUAAUUAAACUGAAAUUAAUCUUUUUUAACGGAAUUCACUCAUACUCCCCUAGUAUGGUGUUUAGAGUGGUCGGCUGUUUUCACCUCCGAGCACAGGCGGCGCUGUUCUGAACACCCACCCCCGGUUUCCUUUAGCCUUAGCUGCUGAUUUCGUCCUUCCGGUGCCCCCAUAGCCCCGCUCCCUCCCGAUGCCAACACCGCCGGGCUUGGCUGCGGGAGCGUGAUGGCGGUGUACCGGGGACCCUCAACGAAAUGGCUCUUCUCCCGGGAGCAGCUCGAAAACACGCCGUCUCGCCGCUGCGGGAUCGAGGCUGACAGGGAGCUCUCGUACCGGCAGCAGGCGGCCAACUUAAUCCAAGACAUAGGCCAGAGACUCAAUGUGUAUCCUUAUGAAACGAGGAGGCUACCGGCCUACGGAGGGGUUAGCUCGGGCUAACAGGGGCUAACGUGAGCUCACUAACGCCGGGAUGAAAUAGCUCUUUAUAUCUUAUAUUUAAAAACAUCUGUAACAUCUAAUGUAGUUUAUUAACACUCUCUGAAUCUCUUCUUAUAAUGUAGACAUCCUAAUAUAGCUUAACUCGCGUUAUUACGCAGCUAAUGUGGAGUUUGCGGCCUACCCGCUAGCCUAGCUAUUGUUUAGUCUGUGUAAACUGCAGCUUCUUUUGUUAGCUUCUGCCAAAAUCUGUGAUAAACCUCAACGUGUACGUGCUUGUAAAGUCUAUAUCUGUUCAAGAUGUGAUUCCUUAACUGUGCCACCAGCUCUCAACUCAUUAUUAACACCGCUAUAGUAUAUAUGCAUAGGUUUUAUAUGAUUCACUCCUUCACGAAAUUCCAUAGAAACGUAAGUACCACCCUCAAAUUGAGCAUAAUUGUAUUUGUUUGUGGCUUUAGCUAUGAGAUUAAGAGACAUGUGUUUCCUCUUUGCAGAUAAUUUCCCAAACUACAUUGUUCCUGGCAGCUAAAGUUGAGGAGCAGCCCAGGAAGCUGGAGCAUGUCAUUAAAAUAGCCCAUGCCUGCAUAAACCCACAAGAUCCUGCCCUAGAUACAAAGAGCAACGUAAGUAAGCUUGUCCUCACCUCACGGCGAACUAACGCUCGUCAGAAACAUGUUCACAGACCACAAUGUUGAUCCUGGAGUGAGUCACGUUCUCAGGCUGAGCUGGGGGUGACUUUCAGUAACUAUUUCGCUGACUUUUUACAGGAAAAGUCAGCGACACAGUUGUUAGUGACUUCAUACUGACUAAUAUAGCUGAAAAUGACAAAUCCGGCGACCUACGAAAUCAUACUGGAAAAUUACAGCCUAUAAUGUUUGAGAAUUAACGUACUCUGAGAAGAGGAUUUAUUCGCAACCAAGUUUGUGUUCUCCAAGGAUCACCAGAAACCUGGAGUGUUCAGUGACACAGCUCUGAGGGGAAAUGGACUCCCAUACCAUGACUAAGAGUGAAGUCUGGGGUCUCAGUGCUCAGGAGAAUCAAACAAUCAGUGAUGUUGCAGAACUUCUGGGAUUAUAGUAAAUUCAGACAUGCUCACAGAUGACUCUCUGAUAACCAGAAUUAAAUCUUACUCCUCUGUGGAGGUGCUACACCUGGAUUUUACUGGUUUAAAGGGAUAUUCCGGUGUAAAAUUAAUGUAGGGUCAAACGCACUGUAACACUGAGUUACAGGGUUGGAUUUAAAGGGAUAUUCCGGCAUAAGGGGCAAACACACCGUAAUACUGAGUUAGACACCCCCUUGAGAGAUGAAUGUUGCCGACCGCUUGCUUCUCUAGUUAUACCAACUUUAGUAACGACCACACGAUAGCAAUACACAGCGGUCUGAGGAGCCGUAAACAAACCUCAACCAAAACGCCACUCUAUAGCCACAGAACAGCACCUAACUUCAUCAACAGUACAUAUAGGGUCCAAGCCACCAAACAUCUUUUUAGCUUUGUCUAAUUUCUUUAGCAAAGAGACUAAACACAGCUCACCUACUCUCUUCCUGCAGCCGCUUGUUUGUAGCGAGACCUCAGGCCAGUCCAUUAUGGACUACAGCGGGGUGACGCAGCUCAAGGAAGAACAUUUAUGAUCAUUUCUUUGUCAGUUCCAUCGUCACCCUGCUGAAGUCCAUAAUGGACUGGCCCGAGGUCUCGCUACAAACAAGCGGCUGCUGGAAGAGAGAAGGUGAGUCGUGUUAGGCAAAGUUAAAAAGAUGUUUGGUGGCUAGUACUAUGGCUGGGACCCUAUAUGUACUGUUGAUGAAGUUAGUCGCUGUUCUGAGCAUUAUUUGUGGCUAUAGAGAGGCUUUUUGCAGUCAAGCAGGCUUGACUACUGUAAUGCUCUCCUCUCUGGUCUACCUAAAAGCACAAUAAACCAGCUACAACUGAUCCAAAACUCUGCUGCUGCUAGAGUUUUGACCAGGACCAGGGGGAGAGCUCAUAUUACACCCAUUUUAAAGCCUUACACUGGCUGUGCCUGUUAGUUUUCACAUUGAAUUUAAAAUUCUUUUACUCGUUUGUAAAGCUCUUCAUGGCCUGGCACCAGAAUACCUUUGAAAGAUGAUUUUAAUUUAUGAACUGGGGCGGCCUCUCAGAUCCUCUCAAUCUUCUCUUUUCGUCGUUUCGCAGAGCAGAUCAAAAAAAUUUGGUGAUGCUUCUUUCAGCUGCUAUGCUCUAAAACUGUGGAACAAACUUCCAGAGGGUCUGAGACAAGCUGCUAAUAUAGAAAUUUUUAAACGUAACCUAAAAACUCAUCUAUUCAGCCUGGCUUCAUUAUGCAAAGCUUCAUUAUUUUUAUUACUAUUGUAAUUUAUUAAUUUUUUAGUAUCACUUUUUACCUUCUUUUAUUAAUAAAUUCAAGUUCAUAUUUCAUUGUCUGUUUUAGGCUAUUUCAAUAACUUUUAUUUUUUUCUUGUCCUGAUGUGAAGCACUUUGAGCUGCAAUUUUAUUUGUAUGAACAGUGCUAUAUAAAGAAACUUGAUUGAUUGAUUUUGGUUGAGGUUUGUUUAUGGCUCCUCAGACCGCUGUGUAUUGCUAUCGUGCAGUCGUUACUAAAGUUGGUAUAACUAGAGAAGCAAGCAGUCGUCAACAUUCAUCUCGAGGGGGUGUCUAGAUUGAUGUUAGUGUGUUUGACUAUGCCAGAAUAUCCCUUAAGCAUUUAAAUCCAGAUAAAUGAUAAAAACUGUGAAAGGACAAGUCUCACUUUAGUUUUCUCUGUAUUUUGGUCACACUGUACCGUCUACCUCACUUCACGUAAUCCUGAUAAAAUGAGCUUGUUCUCUCAGGAGGGGGCUGCAUGUUUUUGAACUCUGUUGAACGGUGUUACCUGGAUACUUUUCUCAUGUAAGCUGUGGAUGGUCUAAAAGUUCCUCUGUCUCCUUGUUACUUUCUUUCAAGCUUUUAAGAUAAACUCUUUUAAUAUAAACAUUUAGUCGUACAAUACAGGAUGGUAAACGCUCUUCUUUUACAGAGGACGAGGAAACUCUUAAAACAUUGAUCACCCUCUUCUAACAUGCUUUUUAUUUCAAGUAUUAUAAGAAGGAAAUGGUUUAUUCCUGUCUUGUCUUGUGGAAGUAGCUUUCAAGUUGUCCAUUCAUAUUUUUUAGGCAUUCCAGCAGCAGGCACAAGAGCUUGUAGCCCUGGAAACAAUAGUGCUGCAGACGCUGGGUGAGUCCUCUCUCCUCUCUCCAGCUUGGGCCGUCUCAUGUUCUGCUCUGCUGUGACACAACAUGAAGAAACAGCGAUCUUAUAACCCGUCUUCUUCGUCUUGUUGCAGGUUUUGAAAUAACAGUUGAUCAUCCACACACAGAUGUUGUGAAAUGUUCCCAGCUAGUGCGAGGUAAAACCCUCUCUCUCUCGCACUACAAUGAUUGAACUCACAGUCAUGUCUCACUUUGGUCCUAAUCUAUUUUUGUUGUUGUUGUUUUUUUUUUUUACAGCAAGCAAGGAUUUGGCUCAGACUUCCUAUUUCAUGGCUACCAACAGGUUAAUAUCCUGUUCCCAUUAUUGCACUGUAAUGGCACACUAUAGCUUCCUGUCCUGCAGGGCCCCCCUUCCUGUGUCCAACGCCCUGUUUGCUCCCGGAUCCUGGGAACCCCCAGAGUGGGGAAGUACCAGUCCGGCUGCUUUGUGCGGUGUAUUGUACAAGGGCCCUGUGUUGGCACAAAGGGGUUGAAUGCACAGUAUGGAGUGUAGUGAUGCUGUUUACCUCUCAAGGUUGUUUGGUACGGAGUGCAUAUGUCUAAAACAAACAAACAAAAAAAGCUCAAACGGUAGCCUGAAUAUAGAUUCCCACUAAAGAGUCUUAAACUUAUAGAGUGCUUUGGUAAGUAUAGUUUACAGUUCUUUUUUUAACUUUGAUUAUUUUGCACAAUUUUUUCACCCCCCAAAAGAGCUAACAACCAAUCAAACACCAAACUACACUGCAAACUGAACUCCUGCUCUGUGCUUCUGUAGAUGAUAAAGCUGUUGUUACACGAUGUGGAUCACUCUGACCCUUUAUCUCGCUGUGGUGUAAUCGAGGAGCUGAUGUUUGUUUUGUAGUCCGGGAGAUAGAUGAUGGUAGACCGCGUGAUUUUUUCAGAAAAGAGAAAGCUGUUUGUGAUUAACUCGGCCGGGUUUAAAGUUGACAACAAUGAGCCGUGUAAGGCGGUAUGAACAAAAUCCUCUAUCUCAGUAUGAGUAUUUUCAUAUCAAGGCAACAGUAUAUAUCACAAUAUGUUUUUUCCCCCUAUGAAUUCAAUUAAUGGCUUAAAAAUAACCAUACUGCCGCAUUUUCCUUUUAUUUUUAAACUUGGAUUUAUAUACAAAUGCCUUUGGCAAAAAACUCUGCUAAGCUCUUUUGUAUGAGAGGAGCUGCUGCAACUUUUGUUUUCGGUGCAGCGGGUGCGCCAUGCGUCUUCUGGCUCUCAUGAUAGAUGUUGGCGUCUUUCAUCUUUAGGUGGUGGAAGAGGUUCCUGGCAAUGACAGUCACGCAACACUCUUUUCAUAGUAUUGUAUUGUUUAUUGAUCAUUGUCGGAUUUUCUAAAUCCAAAGAAUCCCCAGAUAACCUAUAUCGUGACUAGGGCUGAAACGAUUACUCGAGUAACUCGAGUAACUCGAUUAAUAAAAUUCCUCGAGGCAAAUUAUAUGCCUCGAGGAAUCGUUUAAAUCCGGAACCAUGUGCAGCGCACGGUGUUUGACACGGACGAGCGUUUACACACAUACAUACUAAAUACCCCAGAAUGCAUUUCGUGCCGGCCGGACGCAGCGCCGGGAAAAUUUAAAUAGUCCUACCACAAGCUACAUAGAACGACUGCAUACCGGACAAAUUAUAUAAAUUCAUUCAAUAAUAAUAUUUUUUCUAGCGAGAAAGUAAGUGUUUACAUCACGAUUAUGAGCCCAGUUGUUUGAAAUAGUGGCUGUUUGUAAAUUUGUCUCGGCGUUUUCGGAGACCGAAGCGUCCACUUGGUCGGUGUUUGCGUCUAUUUACCGUAAACACCGGGCAGCAGCAGCUCCCCCUUCACGUUUCCAAAUUAUUGCGAAGUGUUUUCAUAAUCAACACAUACACGACACAAACCGGGCGGCAGUGGAUGAAAAAAAUCACACAAACAUCCGUGUAUCCAUGGUGAUAAUGCUAUACACCACCUGCUAGGCGUGUGAUGAGCAGCAGAGGGCUGCAAAAUGACCAACACACAACAACAUGUAAAUAAAAAUGUAACACUUUUAUAUAUUGAAUAAAUGUACAUUUGCUUGUCAAAUUAUGUUAGUAUCCAAGAAUUAUAUUAUUUCAGCCUAUUAAUUAAACAAGUAAAAUUAGAUCCAAAGCCUGGAAAUAGUUGUGACUGGUUUAGUGAAAACUGCGAAGAUCAUUACCAUAGCAAUUAAAAGACCAUCUGCAGACCUUGCCUUCAGUAGUUUCAUGUGAACUACAUGGUAAAAUGUAAAACUUUUGGUUCCUGAUUUAUGCAGUAAAAAUAUUCAUUUGAAAGACCUGGCCUAUUUCAGUUUUGUGUGUUACUGAUGGUUUUUAAUGAGGCAAACGUGAUUCAAUGCAAAGUAUUACAGUGAGAGCAAAACAUUUCUUAUCCGAUUACUCGAUUAAUCGACAGAUUAAUCGAUAGAGUACUCGAUUACUAAAAUAAUCGAUAGCUGCAGCCCUAAUCGUGACUCGUGCCCUUUUUCAAAAUGAGUUUCUCCUCCUCUUCCUUUGUUGGGAGGGUCGGGCUGCCCUGAUUUGCUCUGUACUGCUACUAAUCUCCACGUCCCCCAUUACCACCACCAGUGAAGCUGUUUCUUCUUCGUCUAAACCACUGGUUCUAAAGUCCAGUCCUUGAGGCCCACUGUCCUGCAUGUUUUGGAUGUUUCCCUGCUCCAACACACCUGAUUCAAAUCAUCAGCUCGUUAUUACAGAGCUUGAUAACGAGCUGAUCAUUUGAAUCAGGUGUGUUGGAGCAGGGAAACAUCCAAAACAUGCAGGACAGUGGGCCUCGAGGACUGGACUUGAGAACCACUGGUCUAAACUAUGCCAAAGUCUGCUGGACACGCUGGUGAUUAUAGGGAGCGCACCCAAACCCGACCAAUGAAACGGAGCAAACAAACUGCACGACACGCUGGUGAAUAUACGGAAACGCACCCAAACGAAUGCGCUCCGGCUCUCCUGUUAGUGAGCGAAGACAACUUCAGUAUUUUCCGCACUAUGAGGCGCACCUGAUUAUAAGGCGCACCAUCAAUAAACGCGUCUAUUUGCGUCUGUUUUCAUACAUAGGGCGCACCGGGUUAUAAGGCGCAUAAUGCCAAACAAAGUGCUCCAACAGGCCAUCAGGCUGUGCGGCUUUGUAGCUUAUUGAAGUUGUAAUAAAACAAUUUGACAGAUUUUUGAGCGCUGUGUACCACAUAAAAUCGGUUCGAGGUCAGUAAGCACAACCAGAAUUCCUACACAAGGCGCACUGAGGAUGUUUUAAAAAAUUGAAGGAUUUUAAGUGUCCCCUAUAUUGCGAAAUAUACGGUACACACUGACUCAGAGAUGCAGCAGACAUCUGUUCUCUCUCUCUGGUAUAACAGUAUAGCAAAAUUUCUACUGGUAGACACUUUUUUACUGUCACACAGUACAUACCGUCAUACCGUCCACCACAAAUGAUGAACCGUAGUGGUUUUUGUCAGGAGUUUACAGCAGGAUGAAUUUGAAACUGUGUGCGAAUGAGAAGCUGGAAGUUGUUUUUCUUCAUACAGAGUCCAUGAUUUCCAAAAAGAGGUUUCUGGUCUGAGCAUUUCCGGCUUGUGUUCACAGUUUCCAGGAUUUUAAAAGCGAUCUGAUGCGACAUGUCAUUAGCAUCCAGUUAAAAAGAGAAAAUAAAAUAAGUGCGCUUCACUCGGGUUUGUAGGUUUUUCCUUAAUUUUUACCAUCUACAUGUUCGUCUUAUUAGGAUUUGACCACAAGACCUGACUGACGUAUUUACUUUGGGUUUCAAAAUGCAUUUCCUGGUGUUUGAGGAGUCAGUUUGCAGCCUAGUUUGGGAUUUAGAGUGCAGAGAUAUUAACCCGAGACAAACGUGACACCUCGAUGUUUGUUUUGGCAGUAAACACCAGUGUUUCUCAGUCUGAAGUGCUGCGAAAUUUCAGUGAUGAUUGAGGUAAAAUGUGCUCAUCACUCCAAACACUCUCGGAUAAAAAGUUCUCAAAGUUGACUCAACUUUUUGUUUAUGACAACAAUUUCUAUAAAGAUGCCAGUUCACCAUGAGAAGAUUGAGAAACACUGUUUUUUUUUUUUUUUUAGUGUUUUGAAAUUUCCCCCUUUUCUCUCACAGAGCAAACCACAUUAUACGAAUAUAUAGUGACAUUUGAAUAGGAUAUAGGAACAUGUCCUAACAUUUAAGGUUGUCUUAGAUGUUCCAGCUCUCGCAGGUAAGGCUGCGUGGAUGUGAUGUGGUAAUAUUGAUCUCUGUCCGUGCUCAUUUAAGAUGAAUUCAAGUGGAGAAGCCCUGCAGCUAACAAGUCUCCCUCUCUCUUUUGUUUCUUGUCUUCUCCUGCAGUUUGCACCUCACCACCUUCUGCCUGCAGUACAGGCCCACAGUGGUCGCGUGUGUCUGCAUCCAUCUGGCCUGUAAGUGGUCCAACUGGGAGAUCCCCGUGUCCACAGAUGGCAAACACUGGUGGGAGUACGUGGACCACACUGUAACGUUACAGCUGCUGGAUGGUAAGCGCCUCUACGGCUGUGCUUUAUGUAUUUUUAUUUAAGUUAGUAAAACUCUACUCUUGUUUAGAUGAAGCACAGAUUUCCCUGUUUUUAAAAAGGUUCAUAUAAAAAGUUCAGUCUGUCCUGUGACUUAGGAAAGAAUCACAUUGUCUCUGAUUUACUCUCGGGCUUACACGGCUAUAAAUGAAGAGCUAAAGCGCCUCAUGAAAGAGGGAUUACAUUUGUGCGAACAGAACAGGGAGCUUUUCUUACAGCAUGAGCUUUUAAGGCCAGAGGCCGCCUCCUCUCAGCCUCAUGGGGGACCAGUAAGGUUGAGCGUGAAUGACGCUGAGCUCGAACAAGCCAAUUAAUUGUUUCCUGUUUGAGAAUCCUCAAGUUUCAGCUUUUGAAGAGGGAGGAUUUGCAGCCAUAUAGCUGGUUAUUUCAUCGGGUUAGGCUGGUGAAUGUUAACGGCGUCAUACUGCGUGUCGCCAAGAGGGCUUGACAUGAACCAUUUCGCACUCCAGCCGGUGUGGUUUGUGGUUUUGCUGCGUGUCUGGCUUCUAGGAUCUUGAGAUUUGACUUUGAAAAAAAACAUCUUGAACUUUUUCUUGCCGUACAUCCUCUAAUCUGUUCAGUGCCUGAUUUUUAAGGUGAAAGUUUGAACAUCAAACACUUAAUAUCUUGAAUUUUUAAACAUUUUUUGUCAUGAAAUCAUUUUAACAUUUUAUUUAACCUUCCUUCUGUGUUAGCUUUUACUACGCACCCACUAUGUUAAUGGGUCUCUAUAAUUUAAUUUGGUUUUUAUUUCCAGGUUACCUUGUUCUGCUUCAUUAUCCAUGAAAAUAUUGCAUAUAAUAUUUUUUGUUGUGGAAAUGUUGUGCAGGGAUAAACCAGACAAAAUGAGAACUUCCUAAAUUUCACAUGAUUGAAAAAGGAUCUGCCUGACAGUGCACAUACGAUUUUAUUUUUUUUAUACAAUUAUUAGAUGUUUAUCGAACCACAACAAGUGCCAUAAUUUUAAUAAGAGCAUUUUAUUAUUUGGUCAAUUUAAUUUUUAUUUUGUUGUAAUAGAGGUUCCUAAACAAAAUCAAAAAGUCUUGAUGCAAAAAAAGCUCAUUUCUGUGGUUCUUUUGAGCAUUUAAAAACAAAAACAGGUCGGUGCAGACCCUAACACAGGAGGAUGAAAAGUAGCGAAAGCCUGUCGCCAGAUUUCACUCAACACGCUGCAGCAAAGACGUGGCGGCACAACAUUUUUUUUGAAAAACUGAUGAUUAGUUAAACCCAAGGAAAGAGAAACAGACAUCUUUUAGUACGAAUGAAAAUAUAAGUGCUAGGGCCCGACCGAUAUGGAUUUUUUGGGCCGAUACUGAUUAUUAGGGGGAAAAAGUCAGAUUACCGAUUAAUCGGCCGAUUUUAAUUUUAGUAGAUUAUCUAUAUAUUUACUUUUUUUUUAACAGCCUUUCAAACACUUCGCAGUAAUAUUAAUCUCAGAUAUAUUCAAAGUAUUUAUCAUGACUCAAACUCGGACCAGAAAAGCGUUUUCAACUGUUUUUUUUUAUUUACCGUUGAGGCGGACCACUCUCCUCCGUGCGACCCUGAGCUGCCUGCUUCAGAUCCGUCACUCUGCUGUGCUGUGAGGUAGUCAGUGGAUGAAGAUUGUCAUGAGGUCGCUGCGCCAUCUACUGGAUAUUUUGAGGGAUCUUUUCAAAUGGCAGAACAUUUUCGAAGUGAAACCGAAUCUUAUUCUCCGCAUUUUGUUUCUGAAAAUAUUGGCGACAAUUGGCGAGUUUUGGCCAUCUAUCGGGCCCUAAUAUGUACAUACCUGAGAAUGAGCUUGCCCAAGUGGCGAGUGCCUGUGUCGCCCACCACUGCUAAAUAUCCGCCACGAUCUACCAGGUUGGUGGGCGUCAGUGUCGAGUCCUGGUGGUCCAUUAAUUGCAGUUAAUCAUCAUGAGCUUUAUCUGCAUAGAGCAUGAUAAUCACUUGUUCCCAAUGAGUCUAACAGGUUGAAUCACUCAAAAAUCAUCUGCUUUGUUUUCAGAGCUCACCCACGAGUUCCUUCAGAUCCUGGAGAAGACGCCCAGCAGGCUCAAGAGGAUAAGAAACUGGAGGGUACGUCGUUAAAACUUUGUACUGAUUGAAUCGUAUGAGAUGAAAUCAGUGUUUCUCACUCUCAGCUGGUUGUUUUUUUUAGGCCAUUCAAGCUGCUAAGAAGCCAAAGACAGAAGGCCCAUCGGUGGAUAGUGCCUUCCAGGGGACGUCCCUCGACAGCCUUCCUGGUGUUACCAACUCUUUCUUCCCCUCCACCUCUGGAUCCGACUCUUCAGACAUGCCUUCCCUGAACUCCAUCACAGCCUCCUACGCCUCCUACCAGCCGCUGAGCGACCACUCUAAGUCCUGCGGCUACGACCAGUUCUCUGAACCCCACCCCUCGGACUUCACUUUAGUCAAACACGAACACAAAGCCGCGGGCGGGUCGAGCAGCAAACACCAGCAGCUCGGGACAAACACCGCCGCCGCGUUUUCGCGGCCGCAGAAAGUUUUGACUCUUGAAAAGUACAGAGAGAAACACGCGGCGGCGGAGCUGGCUUUGCAGAACGGUAUUAAAGAGGAGCAGAGCGGGGACAUGUACGCGCCGCCUCCCGCGCUCUCCUCGCACCAUCACAAGAAGCGCUCGCAGCAGCAGGCGGGUCAGUCGGGCGACGGCAGGAGGGAAAAGUCCAGCUCCAAAAAGAGUCGGCUGCCCCCUGCUUUCACUGAAAAUGGCUCCGCCACUAGCGAGGAGCUCAAAAUGAGAAUCAAAGUCUCAUCAGAGCGUCACGGGGGCUCGGAGCAAGGCGUGAGCGGAAAGGACAAACACAAAGAGCACAGCAGCCACCGCCACUCGAAACACGGCCACUCGCACGCUUAUUCAAUUAGCGGAAACGGCCGAGGGACAAUAGACAACACCUCCUUGUCCAUACGAGCUCCCGGCGGCCACUGCAACGACACGGGCUCGUCUGGGUCCUCUCGGAAAAGGCCUCACUCUGACGCCGGGAACCACAACCACAACCACCACUCGUCCAAGAGCAGCAGAAGCUCCAAAGGAGGCCUGAGCUCAUCUCACUACGCAUCAGAGAGCGGGCCGAGGAUGAUGGAGCACCACGGUCACGACGGAACCAACGGCAUGCUGACCACGAACGGCCAACACGCCGACUACAAAGACACUUUUGACAUGCUGGACUCUUUACUAAGUGCCCAAGGAAUGAACUUGUAACCCUCUGAGAGUCCUGCGUUGUCUAGAUUAAGGUAUUACCAUGUUUAAUAGAAUUUUAAAAAAUGAAUUUAUUUGUCUUAACUUAUGAGUUCUGCAUCGCCCUCAGUCGUGUCUACACACUGAUCAUGGAUGAUUCUCGUCGGAAAUGUACAAUUAUAUGCACAGAGCUGUGUACAACUAGCUUGCAACAACAAAAAAAGAAGAAAAAAACCCAACCUAUGAGAAGUUUUAAAUAAUGUGGCUGAAAAAAAUGAGAUUUUAAACAUUCUUUUAACACAAGCUGUCCUGAUUUUAACAUGCAUGUUUUCAGUCACUAAAGGGAAGACGUAGCUAGUCCUCGCAGCCAUUGUGACAGUUUACAAACUUUUCUUUUCCUUUAUUUUUUUCUUUUUUUUCCUUUUUUUUUUUUUUGUUACGUUACGUUAGGACAUUUCGUUCCACUCUAAAUCUCAGGUCUUGAACUUUUUUGAUAAAAGAACGAAUCUUCCUCUGUUUGGGUUAUUACCUGUAUACGUGGAGAUGUAUCACCUCGUCCAUUUGCUGACGAAGAGGGCAGAACUUGUGUCUGUCGUUUUGGGGGGGGUAAAAAAACACGGUCUGCUUAUUUUUUCAGAGUGCAUCGGUAGCUCUAAAAACGAGACAAAUGUGAGGUCGGCUCCAUUUGCUGUCUAUUUGCUGUUUAUCGGGACUUCCAAGGCCACACCUGAACUUAAUGUGCAGACUCACUCUAGAGCUACAAAUGAAGUUUACGUUACAUCUGCUGUGAAAGUGCAUUCAAGAUAUACCGACUAAAAUGACAAAAAAGGCCUUGUGAUUGUACCUCGUCAAUCGCUAUUCAGUAUAAUUAAUGUUAUUACUAUCAGACAAUACAGAUCUCUGAAAUAAUAUUAUGUAUAUAGGACUGUAGUUCAGAUUUAAAACUGUUGGUUUAUUGCAUCAGUCCAGACGUUACUUCAUUCAGUGUAUCACGAGAUCUAAAGCAGACUGUAUUGAUGAACAUAUUCUCGAUUUGUGUAUUGGGAGCCCAAAUAAAGGUGUAAAAGUGAAG
Messenger RNA from Xyrichtys novacula (pearly razorfish), 25081 nucleotides. The record is from the annotation of a GenBank genome assembly. NCBI's taxonomy places the organism in Eukaryota, Metazoa, Chordata, Actinopteri, Labriformes, Labridae.